Messenger RNA from Histoplasma mississippiense, 375 nucleotides. RefSeq lists its product with no specific name. The transcript is spliced from 5 exons. Bases 1 to 375 code for a protein of 124 amino acids. The record is from RefSeq and is a predicted model, not a curated record. Lineage: Eukaryota; Fungi; Ascomycota; Eurotiomycetes; Onygenales; Ajellomycetaceae. Gene Ontology annotation, molecular function: peroxidase activity.
AUGGUCCGUGGACCAUGCCCUGCAUUGAACAGUCUCGCAAAUCAUGGCAUACUUCCUCGCAACGGAAAGCGGAUGACUUAUCCGACCUUGCUUAAAGGCAUAUUGGAGGGGUUGAAUGUUGGAUUUGAUCUCACACUUGUUGCUGGCACCGGGGGGAUGAUAGGGGCGAAAAAUCCACUUCAGCUCUACUUCAACCUAGAUGAUCUCGCUAAUCACGACUUCUUCAACGCGACGAUUUGGCAGAGCGUCCUCGACUACUUCAUCGACGACCGCACUGGAACCCUCGAGUUGAUUGGAUCAGGAUUUUCUUCGAGCAAGAACGGUUGCCAUAUCUUGAGGGAUGGCAGCGACCAUCGAAACAAACGAAUGCGCUAA